CUCUCAAGUGAAGUCGCAAGAAAGAGGACGUGCAGUGGACAUGGCAUUUCUGAGGUUACGGUCAAGUUUGGUGCUGGGUGGUCACCGGUGAUGGAAAGGUACAACAUCAGUUCUUCUGAAGGCUUCAUCCUGGUGGGCUUCUCUGACCGGCCCCACCUGGAGCUGGUCCUCUUUGUGGUUGUCCUCACUUUUUAUCUGCUGACACUCCUCGGCAACACGGCCAUCAUCUCGCUGUCGGCUCUGGACCCCCGGCUGCACACGCCGAUGUACUUCUUCUUGGCCAACCUCUCGUUCCUGGACAUGUGCUUCACCACGGGCUCCAUCCCCCAGAUGCUCUACAACCUGUGGGGCCCAGACAAGACCAUCAGCUACCUGGGCUGUGCCAUCCAGCUCUACUUUGUCCUGGCCCUGGGCGGGGUGGAGUGUGUCCUCCUGGCUGUCAUGGCUUAUGACCGCUACGCCGCAGUCUGCAAACCCCUGCACUACACCGUCAUCAUGCACCCGCGCCUCUGUGGUCAGCUGGCUUCAGUGGCAUGGCUGAGCGGCUUUGGCAAUUCCCUCAUAAUGGCCCCCCAGACGUUGAUGCUGCCCCGCUGUGGGCACAGGCGGGUGGACCACUUUCUCUGUGAGAUGCCGGCACUGAUCGGCAUGGCCUGCGUGGACACCAUGCCCCUCGAGGCACUGGCGUUUGCUCUGGCGAUUUUUAUCAUUCUGGCACCGUUCAUUCUCAUCCUCAUCUCCUAUGGUCACAUAGCGCGGGCCGUGUUCAGGAUCAAGUCCGCCGCUGGGCGGAAGAAGGCGCUCAACACCUGCAGCUCCCACCUAACCGUUGUGUCGCUCUUCUACGGUACGAUCAUAUACAUGUACCUCCAGCCAGCAAACACGUACUCCCAGGACCAGGGCAAGUUCCUUACGCUCUUCUACACGAUCGUCACCCCCAGUGUCAACCCCCUGAUCUACACGCUGAGAAACAGAGAUGUGAAGGAGGCCUUGAAGAAGGCGCUUGGGAAGGGGGAUGCAGAAGCGUCGUAAAGAGCGACCAAGUUCGGCAUCGUCUUCUGACCGAUCUUCUACACAUGUCGUUGGACCAGGGAAGUAAAGGGACAUUCUGACGUUGCAGACAGAAGGGACUCAAUGAAGUGGGGAAUUCGGUGCGUUAGAGAGGUCGAGAAAAUGUGGCUUUCCUAGUUGACAGUCCCUUGUGUCCCUCUCAAGUCCCUCUCAGUCAAGCAUGCAGCACUAGAGCGCCAGCCCUGGAUCGGUGGCCUGUGCUUGCAAAAUACCAGCCAUGAACGUAGACACCAGGCAUUCUGUACCUCUGCCGGCUUCUAUCACAGCGAUUUGUACUUAGUAGGUCCUCAAUAUAUGCGAAAAUAAUGCACUUAGAAGUCGUGAAGAAAAGUACUUAUUUUUUCUAGAAAGUUUAAAUGUCCUUUCAUAGUGCCAAAUGCCGGAGUGAGAGGCAAUAUAAGUCGUUCAAUUAUCUCGCUCUCGGUGCCUCCAACACUGUAACACGGAUCAAUAACAUGGGUCCUGCAUAUUUUGAAUCGUUUAUUUAAUUGGGUUAAAUGGUAUUUACGUUUGACUUUCUGAAGCAAUAGAGAAUGAAGAAGAAAGAAUGUAAAGCAACCGUGAAAUAUUUGCUUUACGGAAAAGGAAGAAUUUCGUGCUCGUAUUCAACACUUAAUACUUUAUCGAUGACAAAAGGCUAACAUGCCUUCUUGCUUAAAAUGCUCCAGAAGGAAUGAGUGGCCACCUUAGUAAAGGGACUAAGGAAGUCUUUUUAAACUACAUUAGGAGAGACACCGCACUGGUACAGAGCUGAACUUAACCAAAGCUGUGACACCACAAACUCUGGGUGAGGAGGAAACAGAAGGAUAGAAAUGAGGCAACUAAGAAACCGGUAAAGUCAGCGGGCGGGAGAGGUCGAGGGUUCAAGGAAGUCAGCGGAAACUGAGAGAGAGAUGUUUGAAACUGAGGUCACGAAG
Molecule: messenger RNA, 1988 nt
Organism: Pteropus alecto (black flying fox)
Lineage: Eukaryota; Metazoa; Chordata; Mammalia; Chiroptera; Pteropodidae
Product: putative olfactory receptor 2W6
Exons: 2
Coding region: 91-1032 (313 amino acids)
Biological process (GO): G protein-coupled receptor signaling pathway
Cellular component (GO): membrane
Molecular function (GO): G protein-coupled receptor activity; olfactory receptor activity
Source: RefSeq, a predicted model, not a curated record